This is a messenger RNA of Cimex lectularius (bed bug), 3709 nucleotides long. RefSeq names its product patatin-like protein 5. Gene Ontology annotation, biological process: lipid metabolic process. Gene Ontology annotation, molecular function: glycerophospholipase activity; monoacylglycerol lipase activity. The transcript is spliced from 2 exons. NCBI's taxonomy places the organism in Eukaryota, Metazoa, Arthropoda, Insecta, Hemiptera, Cimicidae. The record is from RefSeq and is a predicted model, not a curated record. Bases 867 to 1769 code for a protein of 300 amino acids.
UUUUGUAUUUGUUAUUUAUUGUUGAAAUGUUGUUCGGGUCGAAGAUGAACCAAAAUCUUACUUGACAUACCAAUUCUAAUAUAACAUAAUCCUUACCAGAGGGUGGCCUUAGCCGUCUCAAAUCAUAACCUUAACUAUGAGGUUAACAUUUAACAAGUUAACAACCUAGCAUAACCCUCCUUAAGCAUACUUAAGAUGUAAGAUAUAAUAUUCGGUUAAGCAUACUUAACCUAACCUUACCCAUUGCUAGCCUUAACCCUAACCUACUUAACAUAAACCGUCCCUUCCCUAACUUAACCAAAGCUAACUCUUCCCUAAACUUGACCUAAACCGUCUCAAGGAAUAACCUUAACCUUACUCAUCAAAUAAUCUUAACCUAGCAUAACCAUAUUUAGCAUACCCCCCCCCCUACAAACAUGUCGACUCACUACAGUAGAUCCGUUUAGAACGCAAGGUUCAGGUGUCUAAACGCCGCACGGAUUGGGUCGUGACUAACUCAGAUGCCUUCAAGCGCUGUAUUAUUCGUCCAGGCGAAGUUGAAGAAGCUUAGGCGGUUUUGCAAUAUCGACAUCAGUGCUGAAAAAGUUCACCAUGUCUUGAGAGAAGCUGGCUUGCGAGGAAGGUCAAAAGUUUUAAAAAAAUAGAUUCACUUUGUUGGAAUUAACGACUGGUAUGAACUAUGACCAGGGUGCAGGUUGUGUUGGUUUGAAGAAGAUAGUAUUUUCUCGGUAUCGAAUCGUUAUUUUAAGCGUCAAGAUGUCAUCUGUAUAUCAAAAUCUCAAGUAGUUUUUUUUAACAUAUGUCAUAUCACCGUAUGUCAAACAAAUGAAACUUUUUCAUUCGCCUUCAGUUUUUAAAUGUGAGAAAUGGCCAAGUAUAUUCUGUCCAUUGACGGGGGAGGUAUGAGAGGCAUCAUGCCAGCGUUGAUACUCGCCGAGGUCGAAAAGCGAUGCGGAAAGCCCGUAUCGGAGAUCUUCCACCUCAUGGCCGGGACGUCGACCGGUGGUAUCGUCGUCGCCGGGCUCACUGUGAAAGGUCGACACGGGCCGAAAUACAAGGCCGAAGACCUCGCCGACCUUUAUCGCAAGCACGGCCCUUACAUAUUCAAAUCGUCGCUUUUGAGGAGGUCCAUGUCGUGGUUCAACAGGGCCCAGUACCCGCAUGAAAACAUCGAGACGGUCCUCGAAGAGUAUUUCAGCGAUGCUAAAUUGAAAGACUCAAUAACAAACGUACUCCUCACCAGCUACGACAUACACAACAACUGUCCUUUUUUCUUCAAAAGCUGGAAAGAAGACAGGAACUCGAUCCUAGUGAAAGACGCCCUGAGAGCGACGACCGCCGCACCGACCUAUUUCAUCCCUAAAUCUUUGAAAAUCCAUACGACCGAAAGAGUGUUGGUAGAUGGGGGUGUAUUUGCGAACAACCCCUCCGCUUGCGCGUACGCCACGAGCAAAAGGCUAUUUCCGAAUGACGAUAUCGUUAUUUUAUCUUUGGGCACUGGAAGGACGGACAGGAGGAUCGAGAACGCUAGGAAGUUGGGAAGGAUCGAGUGGAUAAUGCCUCUACUCGACGUCGUUUUCGCUUCAGGACUCGACUGCGUUAAUUAUCAAAUGAAUAAAAUCAUGGGGGAUAAAUACAUAAGGAUACAGACUCAAAUAUCGGCCGAGAUGGAUGACGCCACGCCUGAAAGUAUCCGAUCCCUGGAGGAGGAGGCGGAAGCGAUGAUUGAGAAGAACCAAGAGGCAAUUGCUAGAUUGUGCGACGUUUAGAAGUUGGACGUAUGAAUUAGUAAACUGACGGGGAGUGGGAGUUGAGGUGGAGUGGAUGGCUGCGAGGAAGAGGUGAGCUGUUGGAAGUGACGGUGAGGGUGAUGACAUGGUACGUUGAACUGUAAUAGAAUGUUUAGCCGACACGGCGUGGUGAGCUGUAAGAACUGUAAGAAAAUGAUGAGCUACAAGGAGUGAUGAGCUGAAAAGGAGUGGUGGAUGAACUAUCUAUGGAAUAGUUAUAUGUGAGGGAGCGGUGAGCUGCCAUGGAAUCGUGAUCUACAAAGAUUUAUGACCUGACAUGGAGCGGUGAGCUACACGAAGAUGUGAAGGAGUCAUGAGGUGAGAGGGAGUGGUGAGUGGCCAGGAGUUAGCGAUAAAGACUAGUAAGAUACCACGAACCUCUGAACUGAUAAGGUACGUUGAACUGUAAUACAAUGGUUAGCCGACACGGCACGGUGAGCUACACAAUUAGUGAUGAGCUGAAAAGGAGUGGUGGAUGAACUAUGUAUGGAGGGGUUAUACGAGCUACACGAAGAUGUGAAGGAGUCGUGAGCUGCCUAGGAGUGGUGAUCUACAAGAGAGCUACGACCUGACAUGAAGCAGUGAGCUGCACGAGGAUUUAAAGGAGUCGUGAGCUGAGAGGGAGUGAUGAGCUAGAGAAGCUAAGAAGAAAGCGCUGAGUUGGGAUGGAGUGGAUGGCUCCAAGAGAGUAGUGAGCUCUAAGAUACCAGUGAGUUAAGAGGGAAGGUCGAGCGAUAAGGGAGUAGUGAGCUACCGAGGAGCGGUGAAUCGCCAGAGGACAACUGUAUAAACAGUGAGCUACACAAGGAGUAAUGAGCUAUAACAAAGUGGUGAGCUCCCAGGGAGCGGUGAGAUGUAAGAUAAUGGUGAGCUACCCGAUGUCAGGAAAUUGCCCUUUAAUGAAAUUGUAAGCAGUAUAUUUUUCUGGUCUGUAAAAUAUAUUUGUGCUUUUUUUUGAGAAGUUGUUCUUUUAUUUUUUAAUUGCAAAUGUGACCAACCCUCACACCAUGGAAUGGUGAGCUGACAUGGUGCGGUGAGCUGACAUGGAUAGGUGAUUUGUAGGAAAUCGGUAUGCUACCUAUGGAGUGGUGAGCUGUAUGAGAAUGAUCAGCUACCAAGCAGUGGUUAGCUAACACGGAACAGUGUGCUUACCUAGAGUAAUGAGCUGACAUGGAAGGCGAUCUGUAGGGAAAUGGUGGGCUACCUAAAGAGUGGUGAACUGUAAGCAAAUGGUCGGCUACCACGGAAUGGAAGCUGACAUAGUGCAGUGAGAUGACACGGUGCGGUGAGCUGACAUGGACUGUGAUUUGUAAGAAAAUGGUAAGCUACCGAAGGAGUGGUGAGCUAGCCUAGAGUAGUAAGCCGACAUGGAUAGGUGAUCUUUAGAAAAAUGGUCAACUACCAAGGAGUGGUUAGCUGACACGGAGCGGUGAGCUGAAAUGCUGUCGUAAGGUGACCUGGAGUAGUGAGCCGAUAUGGAAUCUGAACUGUACGAAAAUCGCAAGCUACCUAAGGAGUGAUGAACUGUAAAGGUGCGGUGAGCUGACCUAGAGUAGUGAGCUGACAAGAAAAGUGAUCUGUAGGGAAAUGGUGCGCUACCUAAGGAGUGGUGAACUGUAAGCAAAUGGUCGGCUACCAAGGAAUGGUGAGAUGACAUGGUGCGGUGAUUUGUAGGAAAAUGGUAAGCUACCUAUGGAUAGGUGAUCUGUAGGAAAAUGGUGAGCUACCGAAGGAGUGGUGAACAGUAAUGGUGCGGUGAGCUUACCUAGAGUACUGAGAUGACAAGGAAAGUGAUAUGUAGGGAAAUGGUUGGCUACCAAGGAGUGGUUAGCUGAUAUGGUGUGGCGAUCUCUAGGUAAAUGGUGAGUUACCUAUAGAGUGGUUAUACGUAAGUGGGCUGUGCACUGCCACGGAGUUGU